CCGAGCACAGCGUAUUUGUUUGAUCCGGCGUCCUGUCGGGACAGACAAUUCACACAAAAGUGUUCAGAGUUCACUAUUCUUUUCUCCCUUCACUCCAGGUUGUGUUAAAAAUGUCAGAGUUUCAGGAUAUUUCAGGUACUUUAUAUCAGAUUUCUUCCCAAGAAAUGCACUGUAUUGCCACGGACACAUGGACAAAUAAUUCAGAUAUUUCUGAAUCAAUGGACAGCGGUCAUCCAUUGCUUUCUGCUGAUAUCAGGCAGAUAUUGGUGAGUAAAGAAGAGCCUCUUGAUGAGCAGGGAUGUAGCCCCAGCCUGGAUCAGGAGGACACCAAGCCCCCACACAUUAAAGAGGAACAGGAGGAACUGUGGAUCAGUCAGGAUGCAGAGCAGAUUCAAGGGCAAGAGGACACUGAUAUCAAGUUCCCAAUCACUGUGAAGAGUGAAAAUGAUGAAGAGACCCCUCAGUUCUUGCCACUUGAAAAAAUAAAACCUGAACAGAUGGAAACAGGAGCUGAUGGAGAGGACCUUGGAGGGUCAGAGCAAGCCAGGAACUCAGAUUCAGAGAGAGACCUACAUCCAGAGAUUGAGGUCACAAUUGAAGAGUCUUCUGAACCCGAAGCCGAAGACUGUAACAACGUGAAGUGCACAACAGUGUAUCAGUCAGGCUUAAAGUCGGUGGAAAGACUUAAAGAUCAGGGACUACAGAAUAUUGAAAAAAUGCAUAGAUGUACUGAGUGUGGUAAAAUAUUCAAAAGGAAAAGUUAUCUAACUGUACACAUGAAAAUUCAUACAAGAGCCUGCUCUAAGAGUGGUAGACCAUCUAGCAUAAAUGAACGUUUGGCACAACAUAGAAGUAAGAUGUUGAAGAAAUCAUUCAGCUGCCCUAAGUGUGGCAAAACUUUUAAUUGUAAAAGCCAUGUCAAGGUUCAUUUGAGAACUCACAAAGGGAAAAAACCUUUCAGUACAUCUAAAUGUGACAAAAGAUUUAGAUAUAGAGGUCAUCUGACAGAUCACUUAAGAACUCAUACAGAGGUGAAACCCUGCAGAUGCCCUGAGUGUGGCAGAGGAUUUAGACAGAAACGUUAUCUGAGAGAACAUUUGAAAACUCACAAAAGAACGACACCCUUCAACUGCUCUGAGUGUGGCAAAAGUUUUAUAUAUAAAAGUGUUUUUAAGGCUCAUUUGACAAGUCACACAGGAGAGAAACCCUUCAGCUGCUCUGAUUGUGGUAAAAGAUAUCGAAAGGAACAAAGUCUAAAAGAGCAUUUGAUAAUUCACACAGGAGAGACACCCUUCAGCUGCCCUGAGUGUGGCAAUAGAUAUAGAAAGAAACGCCAUCUGACGGAGCAUUUGACAACUCACACAGGAGAGAUACCCCAUAGCUGCCCUGAAUGUGGUAAAAGGUUUAUCCACAGGGACACCUUUACCCGACAUAUGCUCAGCCACACUAGAGGCAAACUUUUUAGCUGUCCUGAGUGCAAUAAAGCUUUUGAUCGUAAAGAACACCUGACUGCACAUAUACGCAUCCACACAGGAGAGAAACCUUUUGUUUGCUCUGAGUGCAAUAAAGAGUUUGCUCAGAAGGAAAUUUAA
This is a messenger RNA of Cheilinus undulatus (humphead wrasse), 1592 nucleotides long. RefSeq names its product gastrula zinc finger protein XlCGF57.1-like. Gene Ontology annotation, molecular function: RNA polymerase II cis-regulatory region sequence-specific DNA binding; DNA-binding transcription factor activity. The record is from RefSeq and is a predicted model, not a curated record. Gene Ontology annotation, biological process: regulation of transcription by RNA polymerase II. The transcript is spliced from 3 exons. Bases 111 to 1592 code for a protein of 493 amino acids. NCBI's taxonomy places the organism in Eukaryota, Metazoa, Chordata, Actinopteri, Labriformes, Labridae.